Molecule: messenger RNA, 171 nt
Organism: Suillus plorans
Lineage: Eukaryota; Fungi; Basidiomycota; Agaricomycetes; Boletales; Suillaceae
Exons: 1
Coding region: 1-171 (56 amino acids)
Source: RefSeq, a predicted model, not a curated record
AUGGUAGCUUAUUUUUGCUUUGCUUUGUCCAGUGCUAACUCGUGGCAAGUCAUGAAUGAUGACUUCAACAGUGAAGUUUUCUAUAACCAUAUUAUUGAUUUCUUUCAGCUUCCUCCAAUACGAGAUGUGGCAAACAAAGUAGAUGAUAUUUUACUAUGGUGGAACUGGUAA